Messenger RNA from Pocillopora verrucosa, 2129 nucleotides. Its product is annotated as lysosomal acid glucosylceramidase-like. Gene Ontology annotation, molecular function: glucosylceramidase activity. The record is from RefSeq and is a predicted model, not a curated record. NCBI's taxonomy places the organism in Eukaryota, Metazoa, Cnidaria, Anthozoa, Scleractinia, Pocilloporidae. Gene Ontology annotation, biological process: glucosylceramide catabolic process.
AAUUGCAGUAGUUGGGAGAGCUUAUUCGUAAUUUUAACGUUGAGAAAGUAUGCAUCUCAGGAAAGCAGGAAUUCUUUUUCUUUCUUUCGCAUGCUGCUUUUUGUCCUUUGUAGCGACAGUUCGAUUUUCACCACCUAAAUAUUCAGCGUGCCAUAGCAAAGACUUUGGUCAUGGGGGUACUGUCUGUGUGUGUUCUGUUGAGCAUGGCUGCGAUGCCUUCAGCGAGGGAAGUCCUUUGUCAGAGCAAGAGUAUGCCGUUUACACCAGCUCAAAGACAGGCGAUCGUUUCAAUUUAAGGACGGGGAAGGUUAAAAAACCAGGUUUCUCCAGAAAACUACAGCACCCUGCUGAAGUCGAGGUCAAGUUUGUCGUUAAUCAGGAUGAAGUUUUUCAAACUAUACUAGGAAUAGGGGGAGCUUUUACAGAUGCUGCUGGAAUCAACAUAUUAAACAUCAGCUCCACCUUGCAGCAGAAGCUGUUAUCUUCAUACUUUUCUCCAGAUGGCAUUGAGUAUUCCCUUGGGCGUAUUCCUAUGGCCAGCUGCGAUUUUUCUACCUGGCCUUACUCUUACGACGACCAUGAAGGAGAUUUUGAAAUGUCAAACUUUAGCUUGGUCAUGGAAGACUUCAAGCUGAAGAUUCCUUUGUUGUUAUCUGCAUCAAAUAUGAGUAGAAGGACCCUCAAGUUCUUUGGAAGUCCUUGGGCUGCGCCUGCAUGGAUGAAAACCAAUGGCAAGAUGCAAGGGGCUGGAACAUUAAAGGGAGUGGCAGGAGACAAAUAUCAUAAGGCAUGGGCUUUGUACUUUGCAAAGUUCAUCAAGGAGUAUGAAGAAAAUGGGGUGAAAAUCUGGGGAGUUACUGUACAGAAUGAACCUAGCACUGGAUUCAUCCCAUGGUAUGCCUUUCAAACAAUGGGUUACACAAAGGAGAUGGAGAGAGAUUUCAUCAAAGAGGACCUAGGUCCAACCUUGGAGAAGUUUGGCUACUCUGAUGUGAAACUAAUGAUGGUUGACGAUAACCGGAUGUAUGUUGAGCCAUGGGCAGAUACCAUCCUUGGAGAUAAGGAAACAGUUGAAUAUGUUUCUGGCAUUGCAGUUCAUUGGUAUAAUGAGAAUGAUACCUCACCUGAUGUAUUAUCUGCAACGCACAAAAAAUUUCCCAACCACUUUAUUCUAAACACGGAAGCGUGUACUGGCUGGACAGGACCCCCUAGUGAGAGAGGAGUUCACCUUGGUCAGUGGUCUAGAGGAAGUGAUUAUGCACAUAGCAUCAUUGAGAAUUUAUCCCACUGGUCAAGUGGAUGGGUGGAUUGGAACAUAGCUCUUAAUUUGCAAGGAGGACCUAACUGGGUGAAGAACUUUGUUGAUUCCCCAAUUAUUGUAGAUGCAGAAAAUAAAGCCUUCUACAAACAGCCAAUGUUUUAUCAUCUUGGCCACUUCAGCAAAUUCGUUCCACCAGGUUCUCACAGAAUUGAAGUAAACAGCUCUGAAGAAACUUCCUUGGAGUUUAUUUGCUUUGUCACACCAGAGGGCAACACUGUUAUGGUGAUACAAAACACCGAAGGAAGAAAUGUUACCUUUGACAUCACUGAUAAAAAGGGAGCAAUCAUCAGUGAAAUUAUUCCAUCUUUUGCAAUUCAGACUUAUAUUUGGUAAAUCUUUGGCACCAAAAUAACAUCAGUAUGCAUAUUCUCCAUACUGUUCUCUAUAUAUUUCCUUGGGUGCUGACAAGGAGAAUUUGUUUGACAACCAAGAGCUUCUUUUAGUUAGUGAUAAUUUCCCUUAUACCUUUAUGUUUGAUUCAGGGGUGAUAUUUUAAAGAGAUAUUAGAUGUUUGUCUCUUUCAAGGGUCAAGGGUCAAAGAGUUAAGGUCGCUAAACUUAACUAUUCAGGCCCAUGAUGUAGCUAGUUCCUGAAAAUAAUUGGUGAGAGAGAAUAUAAAUCUCUUCAUGUAGAUUAGCCAAAACCUACCAGCAGGACAAGAAAUGUCCCACAGAUUCAAAUGUGUUUUAAUUCAUGGGAAGUUUUGGAGACUUGACCUUUUUAAUGAACUUUGAGAAAGGGUUGGUCCCUGGAGCUGUGGAGAACCUGAUCCCCAUUUUCUGAGCCUAAGAAUACUGGAAAAAAUCAU